UUGAUUGUUUUGGUUUCCGAAGAAGAAAAACAAAGUCUAAAAAUAAAAAUUGCUGGCGAAAAUUUGGAUUUUUCAGGAUUAAGCUGAAAUUCUGACUUCCGGAAGUCAUGUAUCGCACGUACAGCGGCAGCGAUACGGAAGAGGGCACGCCGGCAAAGCAAUUUAAGAGCAACAAUUAUUCGUCGAGUGCGAGUUACAGUGCCCAAUCCGAGAGUGAUGCCUCAAAUCAUGCCACAUACCAAGAGGAAUCCAAUCGAAGUAGUUCAGACAGUGAGAGUGAGACCCCUUCCGCUACAUUUCGUUCCUUCCAACAAAGCUCAAAUGCGUCGGGCAGCAGCGACGACGAAGCCACGGCAUCCACGAGUGCCGCAACCGGCACCCACUCAACUGCCAAGAUGCCCCAGUACUCGGAUUACGCGAUGCGAAUGAUGCAAAAAAUGGGUUACCAAGAAAACAAGGGUCUCGGUAAGCUGGGACAAGGUCGUUUGGAGCCCGUUGAGGCAUCAGCGCAAAAAGGACGUCGUGGUCUCGGAUUGCGUCUCGAUGACUUGGAUUUGGCGGCCCUCAAAUGGGACCAAUCCAUGGAACCAGACUUGAAAAUUCCCGAAGAAGUGAAUUGGAUCGAGAGUGCGAACGAGAAUCCGAGCGAAGAUGACUUGCUGAUGUACGAUGCCGACAUGUUGUGGUCCUGGGUGAAGGAGGGACGUCGCAAACUCACAAUCGAUGACGAAACAAACUUUUGUGAUCCGAAUACAAUCAACAAUGUGCUGAAAUCCAAGUCAAUUUUCGACAAAUUGGGCUCGAUGGACAUGAUGAAGGCACGAACGCGCGCCAAUCCCUUCGAAACGAUCAAACACAACGUUUUCCAGAAUCGUGCCGCAGUGAAAAUGGCAAAUAUGGAUCAAAUGUUCGACUUUAUGUUCACGGAUCCGCGCGAUAUUAACGGGCAACCGCUUGUGCGGGACGAUGAUUUGUUGUAUUUUGCGGAUGUGUGUGCGGGACCCGGCGGAUUUUCCGAAUAUAUCCUGUUUCGGCGUGGAUGGACAGCAAAGGGCUUCGGAUUUACGCUGAAAUCCGAGAACGAUUUCAAGUUGCAUGAAUUUUACGCGGGCUCUCCAGAGACCUUUGAUGCAUAUUAUGGCGUGAAUGACGACGGAAACGUCUUUGAUCCGGAAAAUAUUGCGUCGCUCAAGGAUUAUGUGCUCAAACAGACAAAAGACGGCGUUCACAUAAUGAUGGCUGAUGGCGGAUUUUCCGUGGAGGGCCAGGAAAACAUUCAGGAAAUCCUGUCGAAGCAACUUUAUUUGUGUCAAUGUUUGGUGGCGUUGUCGCUGGUGCGCGUUCAAGGUCACUUUGUCGUCAAAUUGUUUGAUCUCUUUACACCGUUCAGUGUCGGCCUUAUUUACUUGAUGUACAAAUGUUUCCACAGUGUUUGCAUUUGCAAGCCAAAUACGUCGCGACCCGCAAAUUCCGAGCGGUAUCUCGUGUGUCGCUGGAAGAAAUCCUGCACGGAUGUCAUCGAAAAGCAUCUUUUCCGCGUCAACGAGUUCCUGUGGGAAAAUAAAUCCAGUCAAAAUGACUUGUUGGAACUCGUGCCCAUGGAAAUCCUGCAAAGUGACACGAAAUUCUUCGAAUACAUUUACGAAAGCAACAAUACCUUAGGAAAUCGUCAAGUUGACGCACUUCUCAAAAUUGCCGCGUUCUGCAAAAAUCUCGAUAUCGUCGACGAUCGACAAGCUGACGUCAAACGCAGAUGCCUGGAUUUGUGGCGCCUCGAUGACAAAAUGCGCAAGGCACCGCCAAAAGUCUCCAAUGACUAUUACCUGAGUGAACUCUUGGGAAAUUGGUCGGACAAGGAACAACGACAAUUCAUCGACUCGCAACCGCGCAUCCUGACGUACCAGGAACUCAAAAAGGUCUUUCUUUCGGUGCACGAUUGGUAUUUCGUGCCAUUGGAGACGCGCCAGAACUCCAUAAGGCAUUUGCGGACCUUUUUCAUGGGCAAGGGGGGACGCAAUGUGCUCGCCUACAACUUUCAAACGCAUUCGUGGCAACAACUAAAUGACCUGUGCUUGGAAUUGUCGCCGCGAACGCUGAUUUACGGCGAAAUUGUGAAGGAGUACAUUGGGGAGAGCAAGAAACAACGGAGUAUUUCGGCGUUGCAUAUUAUCGACGCGAUUUGUCUCGGCGGCACGGAUAUCCGGAAGAUGAAUUUGGUCGAUCGGAAUAAAAUGUGUUGGAAAUUCGCGAGAGCACUGAAUAAACCGUUGAAGACUCUUGUGGCAGAUAACAAUUGUCGUAUGAGUGUGCCCGUGAGAUGUAAGAGAUUGUACUCGUUGUUGGAUUUUUCGCGAUUUGUUGAUGGCUUGCAGACGUUCAGACUCAAAAAUGGAUGCACGCGAUACGGGAUUACGCUUCCGAAUGAAUGUAAUGAUGAGGAAAGGUAUUAUAUACCGGAAGGGCUUUUGUUCCUGAACAGCACAAAUGAGGCUUUUAUGAAAUGUUUUUCGAAAUCUGCACGGAACUUUUACUAUUUUGAUAAGAGACAUCGAGAAUCGAAACCAGCGACGCCAGAAAUCUUAGCCGUAGCAAUCGCUUCCAUGCGCAACACCUUCACAAAUCGACACAUUUGGCUUUGGAACGACGAUCAAUCGAAUCUCGAUGAACGAAAUGACAGUGGCGAAGAGGAUAAUCAAGUUUAUCGUCAGCACAUCGAUGAUUUCCUGGCUCUCGUCACUAAAUAAACUUGUAAAAACAUUGCUUUUAACAUAAAAAAUUGUAAAAAAAAAUUAUAAAAUAUAAUUUUGUCCAAAAAAGAAAACUUUAUUAACAGCGUGGAAGCGUGUCUAACAAGCGAAAUCUGGUUUGCCUUCGAAAGUGCAUCCAGACCUUUGAAUAAUUUGCUUUGCAGCCCAAAUGCCGCACUUGACACACACAUCCAUGGGUUUCUUUUGCACAAAACAUG
Messenger RNA from Culicoides brevitarsis, 2965 nucleotides. RefSeq names its product cap-specific mRNA (nucleoside-2'-O-)-methyltransferase 1 (gene Cmtr1). Gene Ontology annotation, molecular function: methyltransferase cap1 activity; nucleic acid binding. Lineage: Eukaryota; Metazoa; Arthropoda; Insecta; Diptera; Ceratopogonidae. Gene Ontology annotation, cellular component: cytoplasm; nucleus. Gene Ontology annotation, biological process: 7-methylguanosine mRNA capping. The transcript has 3 exons. Bases 108 to 2744 code for a protein of 878 amino acids. The record is from RefSeq and is a predicted model, not a curated record.